This is a messenger RNA of Nycticebus coucang (slow loris), 3235 nucleotides long. RefSeq names its product matrix metallopeptidase 9 (gene MMP9). NCBI's taxonomy places the organism in Eukaryota, Metazoa, Chordata, Mammalia, Primates, Lorisidae. The record is from RefSeq and is a predicted model, not a curated record. Bases 879 to 3008 code for a protein of 709 amino acids. The transcript has 14 exons. Gene Ontology annotation, cellular component: extracellular matrix. Gene Ontology annotation, molecular function: metalloendopeptidase activity; zinc ion binding. Gene Ontology annotation, biological process: proteolysis; extracellular matrix organization; collagen catabolic process.
GGAAGGUCGGUCCGAGGCCCUAAAACCAUAAUCAGUUCCGAAGAGACUCCAGGGUUUUUUAUGUUACCUAGUAUGGGCGACGAGAUCCAGUCUGGGUUGGAGACUACUUUCUGCCGUGCGGAGGGUUACAUAGGAAGUGCUGAGGAAACAAAUUCAGAGUGCUAAGACAUUUGCCUGAGGCCCUGGAGGAAGAAUGUGAAGCUAUGUCUACUGACUUCCAGAUGCUACAAACUCUCCCCUUUACUACCCUGAAGAUUUGGCCUGUACAAGACGGGAUGGUCCGGUGGAAUUCCCCAGUUCCUGCCUAGCGGAGUCCACUCCUUCUGCCCCCACAUGGAGCAGGGAGAGGAAGCUGAGUCAAGGAAGGCUUUUUGAAAGGGGAAAAGAGGAUGGAGACUGCAGUAUGGGGGCAGGGAAGUGGUGGUCACUAGAUUCAGAAAGAGGUCUCAGGGGGUUUUCCACCCCUUUCCCUUGGCUGAGCACUUGGGGCUUUGAGAUCAAGGGCUAGGGGAGUCCUUCAGCUCACCCCUCUCCCUCCCUUUCAUACAGUUCCCACAAGCUCUGCAGUUUGCAAAACCCAACCCCUCCCUUGAGGGCCUGUGGUUUCCUGUGGGUCUGGGGUCCUGCCUGACUUGGCAGUGGAGACUGUAGCAGUGGGGACAGGAGGACGUGGUGUAAGCUUUUUCUUUGCCUUCUCAUGCUGGGGCUGCCCAGCACACACACACACACACACACACACACACACACACACACACACACACACCAUCCCCUGAGUCAGCACCCGCCUGGCAGGGAGGGGUGGGGUCACGGUUCGCAGUGCCUCUGCCUCUUUAAAGCCCCCACCAGGGCAGCUGUGACCAGACACUGCUACCCUCACCAUGAGUUCCUGGUCGCCCCUGGCCCUGGCACUCCUGGUGCUGAGCUGCUGCUCUGUGGCCCCCAGACCACACAAGCCCACCUUUGUGGUCUUCCCCAGGGACCUGAAAAGCAAUCUCACUGACAGGCAGCUGGCAGAGGAAUACUUGUACCGUUAUGGUUACACUCGCACGGCUGAGAUGCGCGGGGAAGCGCUGUCCCUGAGGUCCUCGCUGCUGCUGCUCCAGAAGCGCCUGUCCCUGCCUCAGACGGGUGAGCUGGACAGCACCACCCUGGAGGCCAUGCGUACCCCACGCUGCGGAGUCCCAGACAUGGGUAAAUUCCAAACCUUCGAAGGUGACCUCAAGUGGCACCACCACAACAUCACAUACUGGAUCCAGAACUACUCGGAAGACUUGCCGCGCAGCGUGACCGACGACGCCUUUGCCCGCGCCUUCGCGCUGUGGAGCGCAGUAACACCUCUCACCUUCACUCGCGUGUACGGCCAGGAAGCUGACAUCGUCAUCCAGUUUGGUGUUGCGGAGCACGGAGACGGGUAUCCCUUCGAUGGGAAGGACGGGCUCCUGGCACACGCCUUUCCUCCUGGCCCGGGCAUUCAGGGAGACGCCCACUUCGAUGACGAAGAGUUGUGGUCUCUGGGCAAGGGCAUUGUGGUUAAGACCUACUACGGAAAUGCAGAUGGCGCCCCCUGCCACUUUCCCUUCACCUUUGAGGGUCGCUCCUACUCUGCCUGCACCACGGAUGGCCGCUCUGAUGGCACACCCUGGUGCAGUACCACGGCCAACUAUGACACCGACCGCCGGUUUGGGUUCUGCCCCAGCGAGAGACUGUACACCCAGGACGGCAAUGCGGACGGGAAACCCUGCCACUUUCCGUUUAUCUUCGAGGGCAAAUCCUACUCUGCCUGCACCACGGACGGUCGCUCUGACGGCUACCGAUGGUGCGCCACCACCGGCCACUACGACCAGGACAAGCUGUAUGGCUUCUGCCCCAGCCGAGUCGACUCCACUGUGAUUGGGGGCAACGCGGCGGGGGAGCUGUGCGUCUUUCCCUUCGUUUUCCUGGGCAAGGAGUACUCGACCUGUACCAGCGAGGGCCGUACAGAUGGGCGUCUCUGGUGCGCCACCACCUCGAACUUCGACACCGACAAGAAGUGGGGCUUCUGCCCAGACCAAGGAUACAGCCUCUUUCUCGUGGCAGCGCACGAGUUUGGCCACGCGCUGGGCUUAGAUCAUUCGUCAGUGCCAGAGGCGCUCAUGUACCCCAUGUACCGCUUCACUGAGGAGCACCCCCUACACGCGGACGACGUGAAUGGCGUCCAGCAUCUCUAUGGUCCUCGUCCUGGACCUGAUCCACGGCCUCCAGCCACCACUACACCUGAACCUCAGCCCACAGUCCCCAUGACGGUUUGCCCCACUGGACCCCCCAUUGCCUACCCCUCAGAGCGCCCCACAGCAGGCCCCACAGGCCCUCCAUCAGCUGGCCCCACUGGUCCCCCCACUGCCGGCCCUACUGCGGCCCCUACUGCGUCUUUGGAUCCUGCCGAUGAUGCCUGCAACGUGAAUAUCUUCGACGCCAUCGUGGAAAUAGGGAACCGUCUGCAUUUCUUCAAGGAUGGGAGAUACUGGCGAUUCUCUGACAGCAGGGGGCGCCCGCUGCAAGGCCCUUUCCUUAUUGCCAACACGUGGCCCGCUCUGCCCGCCAAGCUGGACUCUGCCUUUGAAGAGCCACUCACCAAGAAGAUUUUCUUCUUCUCUGGGCGCCAAGUGUGGGUUUAUACAGGCGGGUCGGUGCUGGGCCCAAGGCGUCUGGACAAGCUGGGCCUGGGCUCAGAGGUGGCCCACGUCACUGGGGCCCUCCCGCGCGCUGCGGGUAAGGUGCUCCUGUUCAGCGGGCAGCGCUUCUGGAGGUUCGACGUAAAGACGCAGAUGGUGGAUCCCAGGAGCGCCACGCCCGUGGAUCAGGUGUUCCCCGGGGUGCCCUUGAAUACGCACGACAUCUUCCAGUACCAAGAGAAAGCCUACUUCUGCCAGGAUAGCUUCUAUUGGCGUGUGAGUUCCCGAAAUGAGGUGAAUCAGGUGGACUUCGUGGGCUACGUGACCUUUGACAUCCUGCAGUGCCCUGAGGAGUAGGGCUUCCAUCCUGGUUCAGCAGAGUAGUAUGGGUCUCUACAAAGAUUAUUCCUGAUGGGGAAAGAGCCAGUUUGCUGGAUACAAACUGCUAUUUUGUUCUGGAGGUCAGAGAGGAGUGGAGGUGGGCUGGGCCCUCUCUUCCCACCUUCCUUUUUUGUUGGAAUCUUUCUAAUAAAUUUGGAUUCUCUAACCUUUAGGAGAUUUCAUGUGUGCACAUAUGCACAUCA